GAUGAGCAGACGAGUAAGAUGUUGACAGACGCUGAGUGGAAACUGACACUGAAGUGAAAACGAAGAAAAAACGAUCAGGAGAAGGAGUCGUACGUCAAAGAGAUUAAAGUCUUCAAGAAAAGCUUCUGACACUGGAGGCCAAGAUGGAGAACGAAAACCAGAGGAUGAGAACAGAACAGAAGACAACGAGGCCGCAUCCCGAAGAGAGAAAUAAUAGUGACGAGGACUGUGGUGUCUUCAAAUGAAGUCCAAAGUACAGCAUAGAGGAUGGGAUUCUCAAAAAUAAGUGUCCUCAGAGAUGGCAAAACUCAGACCAAAGAACACAUUUUCGAAGGACUUACACAAGUGAAACAAGAUAAAGACGUCAUUCACAGUCAAGACCUUCAUCAUAACUCACCGACAGAACAAACAUUAAAACUUACACUUAUCAAAAUACCGCCCUGCUGCAAAGAACAUGCAGAACGUGACCUAUGCAAACCAGCUCAAGUCUGACAUGAGUGGACUAAUGCAAAGUACAACAAAGCUCUUGGAUGAGAAGAGUUUGAACAAGUACAAGAAGAGCCUUAAAGUAGUAGAGGAGUCAUUUCCGUUCUACUCUGGAAAGUCUACUACUGUUGCUGGAAUUUAUGUGGAGUCAAGUAAGAAGAAAAUAUCCUUCCUGGAAGCUUCUGAAAAGGGCUUCCUAGCAAAGACGUAUGCUCUUGAAUUUCUGGAGGCUCAAGCUGCAACUGGAAGCCUCACAGAUCUGGCAACAGGGCAGACAGUCUCAGUCCUCGAGGCUGUGGAGAGAGGGAUCGUCGAACCAGGGCUGAAAGAUAAACUGCUGCAGGCUGAGAAAGCUGUUAGCGGCUACGUCCACGCAGGCAAAAAGAUGUCAGUGUUUCAGGCAAUGCAGGAAAGGAUUGUUGAUAGAUACACAGGGAAGAAGAUCCUCGAGGUCCAGUUGUCCAGCGGAGGCAUCAUCAACCCAGAGUCCGGAGUCAGAGUUCCGGUCAGCGUCGCUAUCGACAAAGAUCUUGUGAACAUGGAGACUUUGCAGAGUCUGUAUGAUCCCGUCAGCAACCACAAAGGUUUCCACAAUCCGACAGCGGACAGAAAGUGUACUACUCUGAAAUCCUGAAGGACAUGCCUUUACGACAUAGACGGCGGGGUUUUUCUGUUUCCGUUGGUGACCGACAUCUAACCAAUUCCUCCCCUAUAAGUUCUCAUAGAGUGUCGGUUGUUAGCAGCAAUCGCGGCAUCGAAAUGUCAGUUACGAAGCAUUCAAAGCGAAACACAUUGACAAGGCCACGUAUUUGAUUUUGUCACAGCAGGAAAGUAAAUGGCAGGAAAAGACCACAGUUUGACGCCAGUGGAAGCACACGUCAUGUGAUCACUGAUGUUAGUAGUGGUAGAGAACUGGGUCUGGAAUCAGCUGUGAGUCAGAGGUUUCUCGAAGUGUCAGAGUUUGAAGUUAUCGUAGUGGGCUGCUUAGUAUCUUUGAGACUGCAGACAUCAUAUUUUCAAGAAUGGUAGUGGUGGAGAUGUAAACAGUCCUAUUGCUGGGCUGUGGGACGUCACCCAGAGGAGGCGGAUGUCCAUUCUGCAGGGUUUUCAACAGGGCUACACCGAUAGAAGCCACUGCAUUGAGGCUGUUGGAGGCCCAGGCCUGCACCGGAGGUAUUUGUGACCCCUCAUCUGGAGAGAAAAUUACACUCUCUGACGCUCUUAAAAAAGGUCUUGUAGAUGAAUCCUUGGCACAACAGCUACAACAGUUUGAGAAGGCCUUUUAUGUAUCGUCCACCCCAAAACUGCAAAGACUUUGUCAAUUUCCCAGGGCCGUUCAGGAAAAUCUCCUCCCGAAAGAUGUUGGUUUUCGUUGUAUCGAAUUCCAGCUCUGACUGGAGGACUGAUAAACCCCGAAACACAUGAACAGAGUCUCUCUCGAGGAAGUCAUGCAUGACAAAGUCACGGCCCACUUUGCUCAAAGAUGAGAAGUUCCAAACUAAAACCCUGACCUGUCCAAAGACCAAGAGAAGAAUCACGUUCAGGGAGGCUCUUGAGAGAAGUGUGUAUGAUUGUCACACUGGGCUGAGACUCCUGGAGGCAACAAAAAUUCACGGUUUUGGAGUCAAAUCAACGUACCUUAUGUUCGGGUUAUAUAAGCAGUAAACUUUUAUAAACAUACAGUGUGCUUAUGUGUUGUAUAAAACCUACAAAUCCAGUAUGCUUUUUCUGAUUUUGUGUUUAUCGGGACCUGCUAGUACAUUUAUUACGGGUGUUCAUUGAUGCCUUUUGUUUAUUCAUUUAUAUCAUGGAGGCAUGUGGUUGAUUUUCAGUGUUUUAUAUUAUAAUUUUUGCUUUUAUGAUUCCAUUUGCCAGUUGUUUUGUUAAUGUGUGUUUUAUCAAAGUUAACAAUCUUGUCGAAAACCCUUCUGUUCU
Sphaeramia orbicularis (orbiculate cardinalfish) is the source of this 2421-nucleotide messenger RNA. RefSeq names its product plectin-like. The transcript is spliced from 2 exons. Gene Ontology annotation, molecular function: structural molecule activity. The record is from RefSeq and is a predicted model, not a curated record. Gene Ontology annotation, cellular component: cytoplasm; intermediate filament; cytoskeleton. The coding region runs from base 455 to 1120 and encodes 221 amino acids. NCBI's taxonomy places the organism in Eukaryota, Metazoa, Chordata, Actinopteri, Kurtiformes, Apogonidae. Gene Ontology annotation, biological process: wound healing; skin development; intermediate filament cytoskeleton organization.